GGCCGCUUUAAGAGGCAGCUGUAACCUGAAGCCUGCUGGACGGGCUUGGGAGGCAGCAAACGCUCGGGGCUUCAGGGAACCCCUCAGUGCUCGAGGGCUUCCAGGAACCCAGGCUGGGCGCAGCUGAGCGCACCUACAGGCCGGGAUGCGGGCCCUCAUGGUACUGCUCUGCACUGGAGCCCUCCUUGGGCACGGCAGCUGCCAGGACACGGCUGGUGGCCCGGAGGAGGGCUCCCUGGCCCCCGACUCCACGGGGGUGCCUGUGGAGGAAGAGGACCCCUUCUACAAGGUCCCGGUGAACAAGCUGGCAGCCGCCGUGUCCAACUUUGGCUACGACCUCUACCGUGUGCGCUCGAGUGGCAGUCCCACCACCAACGUGCUCCUGUCCCCGCUCAGCCUGGCCACUGCGCUCUCUGCCCUGUCGCUGGGUGCGGAGCAGCGGACGGAGUCCAGCAUCCAUCGGGCCCUCUACUAUGACCUGAUCAGCAACCCAGACAUCCAUGGCACCUACAAGGAACUCCUCGCCGCAGUCACUGCCCCCCAGAAGAACCUCAAGAGUGCUUCCCGGAUCGUCUUUGAGAGGAAGCUUCGGGUAAAAUCCAGCUUUGUUGCACCCCUGGAGAAGGCCUACGGGACCAGGCCCCGCAUCCUCACGGGCAACCCUCGCAUGGACCUGCAGGAGAUGAACAACUGGGUGCAAGCCCAGAUGAAGGGGAAGGUUGCGAGGUCUACACGCGAGAUGCCCAGUGGAAUCAGUAUUCUCCUUGUUGGGGUGGCCUACUUCAAGGGGCAGUGGGUAACCAAGUUUGACCCCAAAAAGACUUCUCUGGCGGACUUCCACUUGGACGAGGGGAGGACAAUACGAGUCCCCAUGAUGUCGGACCCCAAAGCUGUCAUACGCUAUGGCCUGGAUUCUGAUCUCAACUGCAAGAUUGCCCAGCUGCCCUUGAGUGGAAGCAUGAGCAUCAUCUUCUUCCUGCCUCUGAGAGUGACCCAAAACUUGACCAUGAUAGAAGAAAGCCUCACCUCUGAGUUCAUUCAUGACAUCGACCGAGAACUGAAGACUGUUCAAGCCGUCCUGACCAUCCCCAAGCUGAAGCUGAGUUACGAAGGCGAAGUCACCAAGGGCCUGCAGGAGAUGAAGCUACAGUCCUUGUUCGAGUCACCAGACUUCAGCAAGAUCACAGGCAAGCCUGUUAAGCUGACUCAAGUGGAGCACCGGGCUGCCUUCGAGUGGAACGAGGAUGGCGCAGGCGCCGCGCCCAGCCCCGGGCUCCAGCCGGCCCGGCUCACCUUCCCCCUGAACUACCACCUUAACCAGCCUUUCAUCUUCGUGCUGAGGGACACAGACACAGGGGCCCUUCUCUUCAUAGGCAAAAUUCUGGACCCCAGAGGCCCUUAAUGCUCCAGGUGAACGUUUCAGUACUCUAGAACAUGGUGUUCUAGACUCCGCAGGUUAUAUAUUGCCUGAAGGCUGCCUAUUAUGUUUCAAUACUCUUUGCAAUAAAAGUACUUUUUAUCCUCA
Messenger RNA from Sorex araneus (European shrew), 1525 nucleotides. RefSeq names its product serpin family F member 1 (gene SERPINF1). The coding region runs from base 146 to 1402 and encodes 418 amino acids. Gene Ontology annotation, biological process: negative regulation of angiogenesis; negative regulation of endopeptidase activity; positive regulation of neurogenesis. Gene Ontology annotation, molecular function: serine-type endopeptidase inhibitor activity. The transcript is spliced from 8 exons. The record is from RefSeq and is a predicted model, not a curated record. Lineage: Eukaryota; Metazoa; Chordata; Mammalia; Eulipotyphla; Soricidae.